AUCAUCAUCAUCAUCAUCAAUAACAACAACAACAACAACAACACCAACAACAACAGUCAUGUCUAAUAAAGCUGACCAAUUGUCUGAUACCUGCAUCUUUUUCCAGGUGAUAAAAGUGGACGAAUAUUCCCAGUCUGUGAGCACUGUCGGUCACGUAAACAUGGCGUGGGUAGAUCCUGGUUUAACCUGGAAUGCCCCUCUUUACGGCAACAUAACAAGGAUCCACUUCCCAGCUGACCAAAUCUGGCAUCCCAAUGUUUUACUCGGAAAUCCUGCAGACAACGACCAUUUUUCCAUCGGCUCUCAGAUUACUCUCCACAUAGGAGACCAAGGCAACGUGAGCAUGUCAGUUCCGGUGUUCCUAAAGACGACAUGUCACCUUGACCAUACCAUGUACCCUUUUGACGAUCAGGUGUGUUCCAUUGUCUUCAAUGCUAUUACAGAAAACGUGGUGGUGAGAAUGACAGAAGUAGCUUUGGGAGAAAUGUUCUCUUUUCAUCAGGAAGCUACGGAGUGGGCUAUAACAAGAAGAAAAGUGCAAAUUCCUAAAUAUUCGGGUACGACGUAUGAACCGAAUGUCGUCGUCUGCAAGAUAGGCCUGGCCAGACGUCCCCUCUACUACGUUCUCCUGCUGCUGGUGCCGAUGCUUGUGACGUCAAUGAUGACGGCAGUCGUGUUUUUCAUCCCUCCUUCAUCCGGGGAAAAGAUUUCCUUUCUGGUGUCCGUUUUCUUAUCCUAUGCGGUUUUUCUCAACUUUAUCGCGAGUACGCUGCCUCGCAGCAUCACGAACCUCCCACGUCUGGUCAUCUGCCUCUUGCUCGUUAUCAUCGAGAGCUUCCUGGCCAUGGUCGCCACAGUCAUUGUAAUUCGCCGCGACAAUUUGGAGAAGAAAACUUCCCAAAAGGACACUUCCACAUUCGCUUCAAAUCAAGAACCCCCAACGGAUUCUACUCCUGAUUUAGAGAGCAUCGGUACCGUCAGAAAAUGCCGGGACUCUGUGACAAGGAUAGAAGACUUCAAGCCCGUGCAGGCCACAGACGUCCAGAACCUCGACAGCAUGCAGCAGAAGCAAAGAUCCGACAGUAAAGAAUCGCUCUCCACCCGUCCUGUUGCAGCAGACGGGACACAAAGCUGCCGCGUUAGGACAACUGCACUGUCACUGGAUCACUUCUUCUUUUGUUGUUUUGUUGUGGCUAUCAUAAUGAUGUACUCUCUUGUCUGGAUCAUCCCCACUCCUUCUCAAGACUUUGAUUAGGAUCGCCAAACUAAAAUAAAAAUGGAAGCCAAAAUAAAUUGUAGCCCUCCCGUCGGAACUUAUUUGGUCUAGUACGCUUGUCGGGGGUCUCUUUUAUCAGUUGGUUAGAAGCGGAUCGUGGUGAUGACAUGCGCGACAGACGCUUUAACUUAGGCCUAGUGAAGAAUGAAGGCAAAAAGGUGGAAAGUGGCGGGAAACGAAGUCUACUUUCUCGAGGACGAUAACACCUUGGCCUAGGGAAGAUGAAAAUGGUACAGUUGUAGGUUAAGAUCUGCCUUGAGAAUGCAGACUGUUGAGGUGUAGGAAAGUCCAAGCUGCAGAUCGUAUAGUCUCAUGGGAAUCGACUAUUGAAAUCUGCACCCUGGUGACGUUUAAAGGCGUGUGGCUGGUGUGUGUUUGACCUGAAGUGGUCAUUUUAAGGAAAUGUUUACUUCUCAUUCGCUAUAGAUCCAAACUGACUGAACUUCUCUACUUGUGACACCAAAGGUCUUGAGAGCACCUAAGCAUUCUUUCCAUGCUGUGCGCAGAACUUACGAACCGUCAGGGAUCGUGAGUUUAUGGAGAGGUAACGUUCAAUACAAAAAGUUCUCUGCUCUUUACUAAACCCAACCAUGAUCUAAGCAAGUAAAUGAAAU
This is a messenger RNA of Aplysia californica (California sea hare), 1890 nucleotides long. RefSeq names its product acetylcholine receptor subunit alpha-like. The transcript is spliced from 3 exons. Gene Ontology annotation, biological process: regulation of membrane potential; nervous system process; monoatomic ion transmembrane transport. The record is from RefSeq and is a predicted model, not a curated record. Gene Ontology annotation, molecular function: neurotransmitter receptor activity; transmembrane signaling receptor activity; extracellular ligand-gated monoatomic ion channel activity. NCBI's taxonomy places the organism in Eukaryota, Metazoa, Mollusca, Gastropoda, Aplysiida, Aplysiidae. The coding region runs from base 59 to 1255 and encodes 398 amino acids. Gene Ontology annotation, cellular component: synapse; membrane; neuron projection.